Molecule: messenger RNA, 1197 nt
Organism: Umbelopsis ramanniana AG
Lineage: Eukaryota; Fungi; Mucoromycota; Umbelopsidomycetes; Umbelopsidales; Umbelopsidaceae
Exons: 6
Coding region: 119-1090 (323 amino acids)
Biological process (GO): vesicle fusion; intracellular protein transport; endoplasmic reticulum to Golgi vesicle-mediated transport
Cellular component (GO): SNARE complex; endomembrane system; Golgi membrane
Molecular function (GO): SNARE binding; SNAP receptor activity
Source: RefSeq, a predicted model, not a curated record
CUCCGAUUGGUGUCCAGAAAUGGGAAGUUAGGCUUUCAAAGAGUUGGGUUGGAUGGGUGUUUAAUUCCAACUUCGUUCAUCACAAGUAGCCUAUAAUUGUAAUAGACGAACUCGUAUAAUGUCCUUUCGAGAUCGCACUUCAGAAUUUGAGGCUCUUGUGGAGCGAUUACAGCAACGCCACGAUAACACGGUCUUAGAGCGACGAUCUUUGAUACAGCAUGCAGCACCAUCACAUGAACGAAUCAAGAAUAAGACGGAAUUCUCAUUAAUAGCGGCAGAGAUUGGGCGAAAUAUAUCAAAUACCACCGCCAAGUUGGAGAAAUUGACAAAACUUGCCAAGCGGAAAACAUUGUUCGACGAUAAACCAGUAGAAAUCAGCGAACUCACUUAUAUCAUUAAGCAAGAUAUAGCUAAUUUGAAUAAGCAGAUUGCCAUGCUGCAAACCUACAGCAAAGACCAGAAACUCGGUUCAAAACAAGCAACAGAGCACUCUUCAAAUGUGGUGGUAUCAUUGCAGAGCAAGCUUGCCACCACUUCCAUGAGCUUCAAAGAUGUUUUGGAAAUCCGAACUGAGAAUAUGAAAUCAUCCAAAGACAGACGAGAUCAAUUUUUGCUCUCCACCUCUGAUCAGCCUGCCUCUUCAAAUUAUGAAUCCUUACUUUUCGACUCACCAAACCGCUCAAAAACCAAAACUGACUCCAGCCCCGCCAUAAUACCACUAGAAUCGCAGGAAGACACAUUGUCCCUUGGAAUACCCAUGCUUACGGCUCAGCAACAACAAGAACAGCAACAAGCACUCAUGCAAGAACAAGAUCGAUAUAUAGAAAGUAGAUCCACCGCCAUCGAAAGUAUUGAAAGCACAAUUGCAGAGCUUGGCACUAUCUUUCAACAGCUCGCGACCAUGGUGGCAGAACAACGAGAAACAGUGCAAAGAAUUGAGCAAAACACAGAAGACAUUGAAUCCAACAUCAUUGGAGCGAACAACCAGCUUCUUAAAUAUUACAAGUCUGUGUCAUCCAACCGAUGGCUUAUGAUCAAGAUCUUUGUUACCAUUGUAUUCUUCUUCUUAUUAUUCACUCUCAUAAUGUAGUUUAUCGGAUGUUCAAAAAUUCUCCAUUGGAGCAGUUUUGAAGAAAAAAAAAAAUUCGAAUGAAGUAAAGUGUCGAUUUUUCUAUAGCGCUGGCUGGCCCUUUGGGU